This is a messenger RNA of Lolium rigidum, 1921 nucleotides long. Its product is annotated as E3 ubiquitin-protein ligase RSL1-like. Gene Ontology annotation, cellular component: ubiquitin ligase complex; cytoplasm. Lineage: Eukaryota; Viridiplantae; Streptophyta; Magnoliopsida; Poales; Poaceae. The record is from RefSeq and is a predicted model, not a curated record. Gene Ontology annotation, biological process: ubiquitin-dependent protein catabolic process; protein polyubiquitination; positive regulation of proteasomal ubiquitin-dependent protein catabolic process. Gene Ontology annotation, molecular function: ubiquitin conjugating enzyme binding; nucleic acid binding; ubiquitin protein ligase activity.
AUGGCCGACGACUACGAGCUCGCGGCCCUCCACGAGCAGGUCGCCCUCGCGUCCUCCGCCGCCGUCUCCGCCUCGGACCUUGACCUUGCCUUCCAAUUGCAGGUCUCGGAGGCCAUCGAAGCAUCCCUCCGCACCACCAGCAGUAACCCCUCUUCCAGUACCGCCGCCGCCGCCCCCUCAUUCCAGCCGGCCCCUGUGCUCGAGUCUUCGGACGUCGCGUACGCGCUAGCGGUCCACGCCGCGGACCUGGCGCGCGCGGAGGAGGACCGGCGCGACGCGCAGGGCUGCCGCGCGGCCCACGCGCAGGCGGCGGCCGCCGUCCGCGUGGCCGCCCACGACGCGGUCUUCGCCCGCGAGCUCGCCGCCAUCCCGGAGGGCCAGUGGGCCCGCGACAGCGACAACUUCGAGCGGCCGCUGGACCCAGGCCGGCCUCUCUUCCGCGUCCUCUUCAAGGGCCUGUCGAGCAGGGGCGUCGUGGGGCCGCGGGACCGGGACCCUGGCGUGGCGGCGCUGGCUGUGGCCUUGUGCAAUCACCAGGGGAAUGUGGUGCUGAGGGUACAGAAGCCGGUGGAGGCGUCCGCGGGCGGGCGCAUGACGCUCGAGGUCAUGGCGCUCACCGAAGGCCUGCAGGAGGCGCUCGGGCUGGGUAUCCGAAGCGUCAAGAUUGUCACCGAUUACAGGGUGCUUCACAACCAUUUGCUUGGAAUGUGGCGUCCGACACAGAAGAAGCUUGCAGAUAUGGUAGAUCAGGUCCUGUCCUUAAGGAAGAAAUUCGAGCAAUGUGAAAUCUUACUUGUUGAACCAAGGCAACUAGACUACGUGAUGAAACUAGCCAGAGAAUCGGUAGAGUCUCAGCUUGCCAAAGCUAUUACUGUGAAUGCUGGCAUGGAUAUGAGAGAGAAUUGUGCAAUCUGCCUUGAAGACACCGAUGUUUCUAAAAUUCAUGCUGUUGAAGGUUGUGCACAUCUUUGCUUCUCCUGCAUGAAGGAGCACGUGAAAGUUAAGCUGCUCCAUGGAAUGCUUCCAGCCUGCCCCCAAGAUGGUUGCACUAAACAGCUGACUGUAGAGGGUUCAAAGGUAUUCCUAUCACCGCGACUCUUAGGCAUCAUGGUGCAACGUAUCAGGGAAGGACAAAUCCCGCCUGCUCAAAAGAUUUAUUGCCCAUACCCCAAGUGCUCAGCGUUGAUGGCGUUAAGUGAAGUGAUACACCCGAUGCAAGAAUCAUCCUCAAAGCACACUGUUGCUGAUGCCGCCACAUUGAGGAAGUGUGUGAAAUGCAGAGGCUCGUUCUGCAUCAGCUGUAAGGUCCCAUGGCAUGACAGGAUGACUUGCUUGGACUACAACAGGAUGCACCCCCAUGCUCAUUCAGGAGAUGCUAAGUUAGAGAGCCUUGCAGAGCACCGGCGGUGGCGCAAGUGUACCAAAUGCAAGCACAUUAUUGAACUUGCAGAGGGUUGCUACCAUAUGACUUGCGUGUGUGGCUACGAAUUCUGCUACACAUGUGGGAAAGAAUGGAAGAACAAGAAACAGACCUGCUCGUGCCUGCUGUGGGAUGAGCGCAAUCUAAUCCGUAAUGAUAUCAGGGGCAAUGUCGUCCGUGAUGAUGUUAGGGGCAAUAUUGAUGUUGAUGAAGAUGAAGAUGACUACGAUGAGGAGGACGACUACUAUGUUCAAGAAGGUCUUCACUAUAACCAGGGAUUUCGGUGAUGGAGGUGGCCUGUCAACAUGACUGUUUCUAGCGUUAGCUUCACUAAUCCACUGUCCAGAAUUUCAGUAUCAGGUUCUUUUGCAGCUAAGUGUACGCUGUCAGCUAUGUCCAUAUGCAGGAUCUCCUUUGCUGUUAGUAUCUAAGUCUAACCUUGCUAUCGUAUCGGUGCUUUGUUUCGUUUGUGGCAGACAUGGAUUUAUGCACUGUGGUAAA